Drosophila biarmipes is the source of this 3524-nucleotide messenger RNA. Its product is annotated as organic cation transporter protein. Gene Ontology annotation, biological process: transmembrane transport. The coding region runs from base 1115 to 2854 and encodes 579 amino acids. Gene Ontology annotation, cellular component: membrane. Gene Ontology annotation, molecular function: transmembrane transporter activity. NCBI's taxonomy places the organism in Eukaryota, Metazoa, Arthropoda, Insecta, Diptera, Drosophilidae. The transcript is spliced from 6 exons. The record is from RefSeq and is a predicted model, not a curated record.
GAACACGUCCACGCCUAAGUAUUAAAUACUUCUUUUGGGAAAAUAUAGCUGCCAACUUCACAAAGAGCAACUGUGUGUCCAACAAAAUACUGCUUUGAAACCCGGCAAAUGUGCCUUUAAUAACCUACCAUUAUACUUGUUAGUAAUUUUUCCAACAUCCGCAUGGUUGUACCGCUUCAUUCGUCGAAUUGAUUUUUGUUCAAGUGGCCUAACAAAAUAAAUAUUUGUUCAGUUCAAGUACUUAUCUAAUUCCAUUUGCAAUCGGGACUUAUCAGCCGUAAGACCAGCAUUUCGGCGAGAUAUUACCGAUUUAUGGCAUCCUUUCAGUGGGGCCAGUGCCAUACAUCUAUCAAGCAAUUUCAAUUACAGCGCGCCAAUAACUCACUAGCUCCCAUUUAUUGCGGCUUCAUCGGAACUUAUCAUUGUUUUAUCAAUCUGCCCGGCAACCCAAGCGAUUGAACAGCCAGUCGGUUUCCGCACCUAAUCAUCUUAUAGUCGGGUAAAGUAAAUCAAGGGUAAAGACAAACAGAGGACUCAGGCACAUGCGCCAAAGUCAUCGACAUCGGGCAAAUGGCGUAAGAUAAGGCGACAGGGCCACUUGUUGACCUAGUGGAGCAAUCAGCUAACAGGCGGGUACAGCUGUUGGCCACCCACCCAGACGUCCUGUCUCGCCGUCUAUAGAUAAACAAUAGCAGAGCAACCAGUUCCCAUAUCGAUUGAUAUCAACGGUAUGCUGCUAUCCCAUUAAGAACUUGCCGGAUUAGGAUUGUAAAGUUCGGUGUACUCCCAUCGUCGGGGUGUCCAAAUGGGUUUUUAGUUGGAUUGGGCUGAUAAGGCCGCGAUAAGAAUGGAAGAAUCCGCGGCGUGGAGAAGAGCAGACCGAAUAAAAAUAGAAACGCGCGGGAGAACGGCAUGUGAGCGCCGAAUCAAAGCACAGCAGAGCGCUCCCGACUCGACCAUUUGAUGUGGUUGAAUCAGUCAAUAAGUGGCACUGCUCCCAGCUAGUCGCUCCAGAGCGUCUAUAAAUAAAGCUGCCGAGGCGGAAAGAUCGCGGCCGCGAGUUAUAAAACACCGAUUAGAAGUGCAUUUCACCACGUGCUUCGCGGACCCUUCAAUGACCAGCCAGAAGGCGGAAAACGGCAGCUCUCCGAGCGAGGCCAAGAGCAAUGGCCAUGCGGACGCCGAGGCGGCGGCGGCUGGCGGGGAUGACGAAAACUCGCUGGACGCAAUUCUGGUGCGGAUCGGCCAAUUCGGGCGCUAUCAGAUCAUCAACUAUGUUCUGCUCUGCGUUCCCAUGCUCUUCAACGCUUUCUUCUCCAUCUCCUAUGUUUUCACGGCGAGCACAGUGGUGCACAGGUGCAACGUCCCCGAGUGCGAUAGUCUCAGCAGUGCGUACGAGGAAGACUGGCUAAACUUCACCAUCCCCUACAAGAACUCCUUCGAUGCCUGCCAUCGCUACGUCCUCAACGAGACCCUCAUCACUGAUCCAUCUUCAACGUACUGCGCCAAGGAUUACUUUACCGACAUAUCGGAGACCUGCGGGCACGACUUCAAGUUCAGGGACGAGGAAAAGACUAUUUCAACUGAGUUCGGAAUAUACUGUAAUGACGAGUGGAAGCUGUCCCUGGUGGGCACCAUUAAUAAUGUGGGCCAGUUUGUCGGCAUACCUCUUGGAGGAUUCUUCGCAGAUAGGUUCGGUCGCCGCACUAUGCUUGCCGUAGCCGGAUCCCUGAGCGCUGUAAUGGGCGUGACUCGUUCGCUGUCGAGCAGCUACUCAAUGUUCCUGGUGUUUGAAUUCCUGGACAUGGCAGUGGGCAGCACCCUUUUUCCAACCGCCUUCCUGCUGGCCAUCGAACUGGUAGGUCCAAAGCGGCGAGUGGCAGCGGCGACGAUUAUCACCAUCUUCUACGCACUCGGCGAGGCCUUUCUCGGGUUCCUGGCUUCCCAGGUGCAACAGUGGCGCUGGCUUCUCCGAGUGCUUUACGCCCCAGCCGUGCUCCAGAUCCUGUUUUUAUGGAUCCUGCCGGAGAGUGUCCGGUGGCUGCUGAGCCAGGGCGCCGAAGAGAAGGCCGCCAACGUGCUGCGGCGGGCCGCACGAAUCAACAAGCGAUCGCUGCCCGAGGAGCAGGUGGAGGAGCUGUUGGCCACCAACCGUCAGAAGCUCAGCCAGGCCAACGAGAGCCAGUACCCGAUCAUGAGGGCCGUGCGCUUCUUUUCCCUGCGGAUCGCCAAUUGUUGUCUUUGCUGGUUCACCCACACGCUAAUUGCCCUGGGACUUAGCCUCAACUCAGUUAAUCUGGGCGGAAACAAGUACACCAACUUUAUGUUGAACGGCUUCAUCCAGAUCCCGGGUCUACUGCUGCCCUUGGUCAUCAUGGAUCGCGUUGGCAGGCGCUACUCGCUCUGCGCCUCAAUGCUGCUAUGUGCCAUCUGCAUGGGUGCCUCUGCGGGAGUGCCAGAAGAUAACUACGCGGGAUCGCUGACUCUGUUCCUAAUUGGGAAGCUGGCCAUCACUUGCAGCUUCCAGAUCCUGUACUUCUUUACGUCAGAGAUCUUUCCCACCAACGUGCGCAACAGCCUGUUGUCCCUCUGCUCCAUGGUGGGACGCAUUGGCUCCAUGUUGGCUCCGCAAACUCCUUUACUGGCCAAGUACUACAUAUAUGCCCCGCAGAUACUCUUCGCAACCUUCGCUCUGAUCAGCGGCUUCCUGACCCUAGCAUUCCCCGAGACGGCGGACAAGGUGCUUCCCACGACCAUGGAGGAGGCCCGAGACCUCAACCAGGCCAAGCGCCGUGCUCAGGGGGCUGAGGUUCAAGAGCUGGGAGAGGGGCCGGCACCCAAGGUCGUCCAAUAAUGAUCUCGGACCAGGAGCUGCAGGGAGGCUAAUAGAAGCCAAGUAUGAGUUAGUUUAAGUGGGAGCCCACGCAUUUGUUGUUUUUUAUAAGUGUUUUAUUUAGUUAGGGCUCGUUCGUACGAUUUUGUAGUGCACGGGCAACAACUUUUAUCCGUGAUAUUUAUUGGCUGCAUUGCCUUUCUAUCUUCUUUUAAACCUCAAGAAAAUCUGUAAAUGUCAUUAUUUAUUAUAUCAGGCUAAAUAUAGGCAUAAUUAAUAAAAUCGGUCCACCAAUGGAAAUACAAGAUGUGCUAGUUUUUGCGGAAGACGCGUGAAAAGAACGUGCUGUUUUAUAUACGAAAAUAGAAAAAGACAGGGCGCCAGUAUACGGUUUUGAAUCGCUUCUAUUUUUCGCGGCUUGACAGUAAACCAUGCCAUAUGAAAUGCGGGUGAACUUUGCAAUUUUCGGUCACACUACAAAGAAUAUGAUUUUUUGAUUAGUGAAACACUUAGUGUUGGGGUUUUAUACAACAAAAUAAAAAUAAUCUUUUUUUUUUUGUUUAAUAAAAUGUUCUUUUAAAUUCAGGUUAAUUAUAUAAAUUUGGUACUGUCGAUCAGGUGUCCGUAAAUAGGAGGAUACCUUCUUAUGUAAGCCCUUUACAAAUGUUUAAAUAAAAGAUCUUGAAAAUUA